AUGUCUCCAUUACCAAACAUGGUAAAACCUGCAACUGGACCAUCAUUGAUGCCAGACUGGUCUCUUCUCCCUGACGAGUUACUUCAGAUUAUCACCGAGAAGAUGGACAACUGUUUCGAUGUAGUUCAUGCUCGCUCUGUUUGCAGCUCUUGGCGAUCCACAUUUGCCUUUCCUUGUAGCCUACUAUCGCCAAGUUACUCUCUUCCCACGUUCAAUGAGUUCUCUCUUGAAAACGAAGGCUUGUGCACCCUCAAGAAGAUCCCUUUGUUCCUCUUUAGUGUCAAUACUCCUUCUUCUUCUUGUGAGUAUAUCUUGGGAGGGAUAGGCCGUAGAGAUGAGUCAGAGGGUCAAGCAGAGCUUCCAUCUCUUAUUCAGUGCUCAGUGAAGAUCCCAGGAUCAUCUGAGCAAACCUUGGUGAACAUGCUCGACUGCCAGAUUCUCUCGCUAGGCUAUCAGUACAGAAUGUUGGGUUGGGAACCUGAAGACUACAAACGUGUGGCUUUUCUUCCACUAAACAAGGAAGGUGGAGGAGAAUUCGUUGUGCUUCUCAACUGCACUAAUGAUUUGUUGGUGUUAACCAGUGGUGAAAUGAGAUGGAAGCGGCUUGAGAACGUCCCAAAUAAUUCAUGCUGGGAUUUAGUCACUUUUAGAGGCAGGUUUUAUGCAUCCUGUUUUCACGGAACGCCUGUGGUUAUCGAUCCUUAUUCCUUGGACGUGACUCUCUUGAUUCCGUCGUGUCCUCUGAGGGUAAUCAACUAUCUGGUUCCAUCUGGCAAUGAUGAACUUUUCCUGGUUGAGAUAAUUUUCCCUCCUGUUGAACUAGAAUUAGGAUUUGAAGUAGAUUUAAGUCAGUUAGCAUGUAGAGUGAGUAGGCUAGACGAUGAGGAGGAUGAAUGGGUCGAGGUCAAUGAUCUGGGAGACCGUGUGUUGUUUAUUCAUCAUGGACACUUGGGAAAUGUGUCCUGCUCGGCUAAAGAGCUUCCUCAUGGUUGUGGUGUGACCAGGAACUCAAUUUUGGUCACCUAUGCGCCGGGCAUGGGGAAUAAAACGUUCUCUUAUAAAUCUCAACUACACUCAGAAGAUGCUUGUAGAAUCCCAACAGGGAAUUUUGUGGUGAUUGUCUCAUGA
This is a messenger RNA of Microthlaspi erraticum, 1128 nucleotides long. Lineage: Eukaryota; Viridiplantae; Streptophyta; Magnoliopsida; Brassicales; Brassicaceae. The record is from the annotation of a GenBank genome assembly.